GGUCACGUGUGUAUACACUGUAGGGCUCUGCAGCACUCCAGCAGUAGUAAAGUCUGUAACGGUCGGCCCCUUUUUAGACCAACCCUCGUACGAAAAGUAGGUAGAUGAAGAGAGCGACUUAACGGAAAUCCACCUAAACUGUUUUCUUCGCCGUUUUUUCGCAUUUUAAUGUUUUGUAAGCUCGUGUAAAACCGGAUAUACUUUUAAAUUUGCCGUUAUUUUUCUUAGGAAAGCAACUCAGAAAUGCCAGUGGAAAUGCUGCAUCCAAACCCAAUGCCUCCGUAGGUUUGUCACUUGUCCAAACCGAUACGUUUGUGUUGGUCUGUUGAGAGUGCUUGACCAGUGUCAGAGCCCAGAGAUGUGGAUCUGCAUGGUUUACAAUGAGACGGACACCACUGUGGACUUCCAGCUCUGCCAGGAGUUUGGUCUCAUCCUGUCAGUUUUCUCCCUCAUCUACCUCCUGGUGUGCUUCCCUUUGGGCCUGUGUUACAAUGUGCUGCUGGUCGUGGUGAACCUCUCCAACAAGGUGUCCAUGACCAUGCCGGAUGUCUAUUUCGUCAACAUGGCCAUUGCAGGUCUUGUGCUUAACCUGGUGGCCCCUGUGGAGCUCCUGAGCUCCACCUUCACCCGCUGGCAUGCAUGGGAGUACAACAAUGAGGUCUACAUCACCCUACUCAUCCUCUUCAACAUCUCAUCUCUGGUCAUUAUGUAUUCCACCACACUGCUCAGUCUGGACUACUACAUAGAGCGGGCACUCCCUCGUACAUACAUGUCCAGUGUGUAUAAUACAAAACAUGUGUGUGGGUUCAUCUGGGGUGGCGCCGUGCUGACCAGCUUCUCUUCGCUCCUCUUUUAUGUGUGCAACCACAUAUCUACUAAGAUGGUUGAGUGUUCUAAAAUGCAGAACAAGGAGGCAGCAGAUGCCAUCAUGAUGUUCAUUGGCUAUGUGGUUCCAGCAGUGGCCGUGCUUUAUGCUUUUGUGCUCAUUUUGCGCAUUAGGAAGGAGUCUACACCUCUGGAUCAGGACUCUGCUCGCUUGGACCCAUCUAUACACCGGCUGCUGCUAGCCUCAGUGUGUGUGCAGUUCAUCCUGUGGACCCCUUAUUACUUGACCCUUUUGGUGCACACGGUAGCUGGUGCACCAGGGUAUAUUAGCAAUGCAUAUUAUGUUCCUACUUAUUAUUUCAUGAGAUGUUUUUCUAAACUGCUGGCUUUCUCCAGCAGUUUCGCAAUGGCUCUCAUGUAUAGGCAGAUGAACAAAAACUUCUCUAACAAGCUUCAGCGGCUGCUCAGGAGGCUGCGUUGUAGAGAUCAGUCCUGUCCUCAUGAACGCUCAACAGUUCAGCAAGUGGUGACAUGAGAUCAUGCCCUGGGAGAUCACAAGCACCACUCCAGCUACCCUCCUCCUCCUCUUGGCCCAGCCAGCACUUAUCCCCCUCCCCUCCUGUAUAGAGCCAGUAUCUGACUGGGCGUCCUCAAGACUCUGGACUGUGUUAAGAGCGACAUAGCGAACUUUGGAAUUUCCUGUCACUUUUCAGAACUUGAUCUGAUUUGUCUAGUUCUGUAGUGAUAAGAUAAACCAAACAAAAACCACUAAGUGCUGCUUUUCUUUUUCUUUUUUUUUUUGUCAGUGAGUAAAGCUCUCAAUUUAGACACUUGGACUACUGGUUCAUGGGUGGUGAAGUUGGUACAAUCACUCAGAGGCUAACAUUGUGGCAUUCUCUUAAGAGUUUUACACAGGCACCAAUAAAACAGCAGUCUCCAUUCCAUUGUAGUUGGGGGGUGGGUUUGUGUUAUUAAUUAGUUUGCAGCUUCAUUAAUGCACAACUGCUUCAAUUUCAUUAUAAGGUCUGUAUGCUGUUGUGUCAUUUAAGUUGAACUUUUUAUAAUGUUGCUUUUUCCCUAACACACAAGCAGAACCAGUAAACUAUACACUUUAGUUAUCAAGUGAGGCCAAGCCAUUUGUUGGUAAAAGGAGCCCUCUGUACCUUUGCAUUAAUGGAUGGUGGAUGGUUUAUCACUAUCCCACCACAACAUACUUCCAAACUAACAUGUAGCUUUGCCAGUGAAUCAUACUGUUAACUGUCUCCAAUCCAGAAACCUCAGUUACUAAAAUGUUAAUUUUUCAUUAAUACUGGAACUUUUCUGAAACUAUACGUAAAUACUGCUAUGAAAAUAUGCCGUCAUUUAACAAUUUUUUUUUUCCACAAUAUGGUUCUGAUCCACUCACAGGCAUAAAGAGAUUAUUCCCACAUGUGUUGAGUUCCUCAGCAGAUUUUCUCCUGUAGAUUUAUAAGCACCCUCCUCACUUUGAAAACAUACAAGACUGAAAGAAAUGCUCUUAAAAAGUUUGUAUUCAGGGUUCAGACACAACCGGUAUACCUCUUGUGAUCUCUGCUGAAGUAAUUUGACCUUUUAUUCAUAAUUGUUCAGAUCAACUCAAGCUGACAGCCCAUUGUGAUUUUUAUUUAUUUUAUUUUAUUACUUUAAGCCGUGUUUCACUUCUGCAGGAAUUAAGCGUGCAGAGCCUCCCAUAGGGUCAGAUAGAAGGCCUUGAGGAGGUGGCAUGUACAUUCCCUCAGGAGGGUUGGAACGUUCUGUCCAGUGGAAUUAUUCAGACGCAGAGUCACAAUAGAAGCAUUAUCAAAAACCUUUUUCAAUAUGAAAAGCUCAGAUUCCAAACGCCUGUGAGAAAUGUGUGUGACAACCUCAACAGUUGUGCUGCUCACAUGCAUUAAAGCUACUUUGCUUUCUCAUCUGCUACUUAGUAAAGAAUUAGCAGACCCUUUUCUUAUAGCGAUGAAACCCAUUAAUAAAAUGUUGAAUAAAAACA
Messenger RNA from Melanotaenia boesemani (Boeseman's rainbowfish), 2833 nucleotides. It is a transcript of the gene gpr146, whose product is annotated as G protein-coupled receptor 146. Bases 359 to 1360 code for a protein of 333 amino acids. Gene Ontology annotation, cellular component: membrane. Gene Ontology annotation, biological process: G protein-coupled receptor signaling pathway. Lineage: Eukaryota; Metazoa; Chordata; Actinopteri; Atheriniformes; Melanotaeniidae. Gene Ontology annotation, molecular function: G protein-coupled receptor activity. The record is from RefSeq and is a predicted model, not a curated record. The transcript is spliced from 2 exons.